UAUUCAUCAUUCGUCUGGACAGUAAAACCUCCCAGAAACCUGCUCAAAAUGAGCCAUUAGAAGGUCACCCUUGACGGGACAAAAUUGUUAUUCCGCAACUGACCUACACUCGGGGUUCCGACUUGUCAUCAAGGGGACACACGGGAAAAACUGACCGUAUUUGACGUACCGUCACGAUGACAGUAUUCCCGAGUUCAUAUCAUGAUCAUGAUAAUUUCGGCAUGUAACGUUAACACGUCUGCAUAAUUUGUUACAGAGGAUCGCGCAACCAUAGACCGUCAACAUGGCUUUCGACUGCAUUGAUAAAAUCAUCAGCCGCUCGUUCCGACAGUACGGCAGAUUUCUGGCCCGGCACCCGCUGCCGUUCCUGCUCUUGUCCAUACUGGUGGCCGGUGGUCUGGGUUCUGGGCUGUAUUUCCUGGACACGGAGUCGAGCGUGGAAGACUUGUACACACCUGACGAUGGCCGGGGUAAGACAGAGCGUGCGUACGUGCAGCAGCACUUCCCGACUAACGACUCCACAAGCUUCCAGGCCACCCGUCUGAUCAAUCUGGGCAGAGCUGCAAACGUGAUCAUAACAAGCAAAGCGUCUGACGAUAAUGUACUUAGCUCGACGACCCUGGCGGCAAUCGACUCUCUCAACACAGCUAUCAAGGGGAUACAGGCUGAAGUGUCUGGGAAGAACUAUUCGCACGCAGAUCUGUGUUCCAAGUGGGGAACGCAGUGUCAGGUUGGCGGGGAAGAUUUCCUUGAUUUCGCCCUGCGAAAGAACGACAGCACGGCGAUCAGCUACCCGCGGACAGUCCUGCCGGGUGGCUCCGCUGUUUUCUCCGCAGGCACGCUGGGCAAACCUACCCUAAAAACAGGCACCGACGUCGUCGAAAAGGCCAAAUCUUUCCGGCUAGAUUACUACCUGCGCAUGGACUCGCCAUCAGACGACAAGCUGAGCGAAAAAUGGGAACUUGCGUUUCUGUCCUACAUGGCAGCAUUCAAAUCCAACUUUAUCACAGUGUGCUACGGAACGUUCGGGGCCCUCGAGUCGGAGCUCGCCGCGCUGACCACAAGCGUCAUCCCUCUGUUCUCCAUCACCUUCGCGGUCCUCAUCACCUUCUCCAUCCUCUCCUGCAUGAUGCUGGACAUGGUCCGCACCAAGCCGUGGCUGGGCAUGCUCGGCGUCCUGUCGUCCGGCAUGGCCAUCGUGGCGUCCAUAGGACUGUGCCUGUUCUGCGGAGUCAAGUUCAACAGUGUGGUGGCCUCCAUGCCGUUUCUAGCGCUGGGUAUCGGUGUUGACGACUUGUUCGUCAUGCUGGCGGCCUGGAGGAAGACCCAUCCUGGAGGCAGCGUGGAGGAGCGAAUGGGAGAGACGUACGCGGAGGCUGCGGUCUCCAUCACCAUAACAACCGUCACGGACGGACUGGCCUUCGGCAUCGGCGCCAUCACCCCCAUCCCGGCCGUCCGCAUUUUCUGCAUCUUCACGCUAACGGCCGUGAUUUUUGAUUAUCUCUUUCAGAUCACAUUUUUCGGCGCCUGCAUGGUAUAUAUAGGGCACCGCGAGAAGGGCAACCGCCACGCCACGACGUGCAUGCGGGUACCUACACCGGAAGAGGCAAAAGACAGGUCGGGCUGCUUCCGCGCCAUGUGCACAGGGAACGCGAUGGCGGGCGUCGACGGGAAUGGAGAGUAUCACGGCAGCGACCACGCUAUCAUGGUCUUCUUCAGGAAGUAUUUCGGACCCGUCAUCACCAAAUGGUGGGUCAAAGCAAUCGUUCUGCUUAUCUAUGGUGCGUACCUGGGCUGCGCUAUCUGGGGAUGCACGCAGGUGCGACAGGGGAUAAGGCUCAGCAGGCUCGCCCCUGACGACUCGUUCGUGGUCGAUUUUUUCGACAAACAAGAUCAGUAUUAUUUCGGGGAAUAUGGGCCGAGAGUGGCUGUCAUCAUCACAGAGCCACUUGCUUUUUGGGAGGAAAGUACAAGAGAUCAGGUCGAAAAGCUUCUCGCGAAGUUUGAAGACACCGACUUUACGUUUGGCAGAACUGAGUCGGAGUCGUGGCUACGUGAUUACCUCGCGUUCGUCAACCAAUACUCCGGCGUCAUACCCGGUCUGAGCGCUGCGACCAAAUCAUCCUUCCUAUCAAACCUAUCAGAUCCAUUUCUAAAAAAUGCUGCCUUUGAGAGGUACGCACUGGAUAUAGAAUUUAAUGGAGACAAAAGUGCUAUCUUGUCCACUCGCUUUUUUGUACAGACCAAAAACAUCAUUAAUUCAGACCGAGAGCAAGAUAUGAUGCUCAAGAUGCGAGAGAUAGCAGACUCUAUGUCUAUAAAGACAAUGGUGUACCAUCCCAAUUUUAUAUUCUAUGACCAAUAUAUAAUUAUCUUACCCAACACCCUGCAGAACUUGGGUAUCGCCACAGCCACCAUGUUCGUGGUGGCCCUUGUCCUCGUGCCCCACCCCGUCUGUUCCGUCUGGGUGACCCUGUCCAUCGCGUCCAUCUGUACCGGGGUGGUCGGGUACAUGACCUUCUGGGACGUCAAUCUAGACGCCAUUUCCAUGAUCAACAUCAUCAUGUGUAUCGGCUUUUCAGUCGACUUUUCGGCUCACAUCACUUACGCCUUCGUAUCCUGCACAGAAAAGAACCGCAACGCGCGAGCGGUGUUUGCCCUGUACAGCUUAGGCAUGCCCAUUCUCCAGGGCGCCCUCUCUACUAUACUUGGGGUGUCAGCUUUAUCCACCUCUGUGUCUUAUAUCUUCCGCACGUUUUUCAAAACAAUGUUCUUAGUUAUUCUGCUAGGGGCUUUGCACGGACUGGUUAUCCUUCCGGUGGUCCUGACACUACUCGGUCCGCCUUGCUGCCAGAAACGUGACAAGGGCAAGAAAUCGGACAGGGUCGGUCCCCAGGUCAACCCAGGUCAUCCGGUAGAUAUGCCCAGCCAUCCUUACAAUCCUAAACCUCCUCAAGAGCACAUCAAUCGGCAACCGCAAGGGUACGCCAUGCCGUCCCGGUAUACUCCCCAGUACAUGGAGGCGAACAACCCUCUCAACGACGCGAAGAUGACGACGUACCUCCAACAUCUGAACGGGAGGAACCACGCUCCGAGUCAUGGACCUUACAACGACUCUCCGAGUUACAAACCGUACAACGACUCUCCGAGUUACAGACCGUACAACAGAGACUCUUCUCCGGGGCAGAUCUCGAUGCCGAAGGCUUGUAAGGAAGUGUCGGUCAUUUUUCGAAAGUAAACAUGGCAUUGAUCAAGGCCUCAUCUGAAAGACGUAUGACCGCCAGGUACUUUCAAAACAAGAUGAGCCAUUUUGCCAUUCGGUAUUAAAUGCAGCAAGCAUGUACAGUGUACACUAUCAAAACGAUGUCUGUCAGGCGAUACAAUGCUGGUGGUUAGGCUGACAUGGAGGUUUUAGUACAUCACGGAGUCUCGUAAUAUGCUGAAUGUGUUAUAGUGUUGGAGGAGUAUCUUUUCUGGAUGUGUGGAUAGCAAAACAGUGGUUUGCCAUUUUUUAAAAGAAAAAUGUCUGCCCAGUAGAAAUUAGAAGUAGUUACACUUACAGUUGUAGAAGCUGUUACAGAACUACCUGGUCACUUUAAAAUGAAAACUUGUAAGUGACAAGGAUAUCAAAAACAUAACGUCUUAGUGUGACUGAAAUAAUAGCUGCUAAAAAAACAAAGACACCAAUUUGAUCAUCUGAUAUAAUGUUCACGUGAAUAGCACCCAGGACAUGACAUAUAUAUAUGUGUGUAUAGUAUUUGUACAAACUCUAUUCGCCUUAUCAAUUUUUGUGCUUGAUUGUAAUGGCCCAACAUUACAUAUAUCUGUCAUACUGAAAUUUCGCCGCUAAGCUCUACCACAGGUCAAACGACAGACGCCCUGUACCUAGCCCCGAGGCAUGGGUGUACCUAGUCUCCAUCAGAAACCUUCAGGGGCUAAAAAAUUAGCUGAAGCUAGCAAAAUAAUUUGCCAGAAGAGUUAGCUACUUCAUAGAUUUCCUCGCCCCGUCCAGAUUACUUUGACAAAUUCUUCCCCCUAUGUGGCUAAAUUCUGCAUAUUUUCUCAGCCCCCAAAGGAGUCCAGUGGAGUCUGUCCAUCUCAUUAACGCAUACUGGAAGGGCGUCUGCCUCAGGGCGUCGGCAAAUUAUCUGGCGAACAAUAACCUCUGAGUCAUCUAAAUGUCAGGUUACCUGGGAACAGCCUGUGGUACACCGACAGUUGCGUGACAAGGCCGGUCUGGGCGGUGUUAUUAUGUCAGCCCUGCGUAAUCCAUGCCUGAAGGGCUCCCUUUUGUUUGCUGGAAGUCGUCAUCUGAAAUUCGGCCGUGUCAAGUCUGAUUCUAAAUAUCAUCGACAAGUCAAAUUUUACAGAGAGAAAUAAUGUCACGGCCAAACAAAUGAUAAUCAUAACAGUGUUUGUGU
This is a messenger RNA of Branchiostoma belcheri (Belcher's lancelet), 4421 nucleotides long. Its product is annotated as patched domain-containing protein 3-like. The transcript has 2 exons. NCBI's taxonomy places the organism in Eukaryota, Metazoa, Chordata, Leptocardii, Amphioxiformes, Branchiostomatidae. The record is from RefSeq and is a predicted model, not a curated record. Gene Ontology annotation, cellular component: membrane. The coding region runs from base 284 to 3238 and encodes 984 amino acids.